Homalodisca vitripennis (glassy-winged sharpshooter) is the source of this 2646-nucleotide messenger RNA. RefSeq lists its product as uncharacterized. Gene Ontology annotation, molecular function: NAD+ poly-ADP-ribosyltransferase activity. The record is from RefSeq and is a predicted model, not a curated record. The coding region runs from base 507 to 2492 and encodes 661 amino acids. The transcript is spliced from 3 exons. NCBI's taxonomy places the organism in Eukaryota, Metazoa, Arthropoda, Insecta, Hemiptera, Cicadellidae.
CUUUCUGUGUCAUAGUCUAAACACCUGUACGUAACACAUUAUUUAAAUCGUGAAGGUAAAGGAAUUAGGGAUAUAAAUGAGAAGUAAUGACGAGCAGUAACGAUCGCUCGAUUGUUGAAUUCAAUCGAUUAUCAAAUCACUAGUUUUGUUACAGCUGGCAAAUCGCGCCACAACCCAGGCUUGUACUGAUACGUCUCGUACUAUCAGUGCUUUAUAAAACUUAUAAACAAGCUGCUAUUAUCGAGCUGUAGAUAGAUUUCUGGCAAUGAAAUAAUAAUUAAUUGCCACACUAAGACUACGUUGUUCGUUAUAACCCCGUUGCUCAAAUAACAGCUGAAGAGUUUUAAGCCUGCUGCUUCUGACUGUUUCCAACGAAGCCUUACGUUAUCUGCGGUAAGAUCGAGGUCAUUGUUACCGCGAGAGAUAUAUAAGCGUGAAUCCUUCUUCCGCUAAUGGAGUAAUUGAGCCACUGGUUACAUUUCAUCUGCCUUUUGAAGAGACUGUAAAUGGGAGGCUCAAACAGCACACGGUCCAAUGGUGGUCAGAAAAACAGUUAUGACUUCAACCAAACCAAGCAGAAGAAAAGAAACAGAUUUUGGAAACAGAAUCACAGCCAACAAAAUUCUCCAAGAAGUAUCAGUCCUAAUCAAUACAUGUACACUAGACAAGAUAACCAGGUACCUUACCAAGACCAUGGACACUACAGUCAAGAUAGAGAAAUGUUUCAGGUAAACAGUGACCAGAAUAUUCUCCGUCAGGAAAAUACAAACAAUUAUUUUCCUGUUGAUACUUUAAUUGAUAAAGAAACCAAUAAUGAACCAACUUCUCGGUUCGAACAUAGUAUAUACAGCAGUAAUCAAAUGGGUGAAUUCAGCUAUCAGACAUAUCAAAGUUUUUUUGACCAUAUACCCAGAAGCCAUUCAGUGAAUAACAUUUAUAGUGGAGAACAGUUUAGAACUCCCAUAGCACGUUCGAAUUCAGAAAAUGGUGAUUUCAGUGGGAUUCAUUAUAAGCCUGUGGUGAGACGUCACUCGUUUAAUUAUGAUUAUGGAAGACCUCAGUUCGAUAAUCCUCUGUAUAGUUCUUUUAGUGAUUUGAACAACACACAAAAUGUUGAACAAGAUUACUUCAAAAAUAAUUCAAACUAUCCCAGUUACACUAACAAUUACGUUCCUGUAGGUAGUUUAAUUGAUAUAGAAACUUAUAACAAACCAACUUCUCGGUUUGACAAUAGUAGAUACAACAGUGAACAAAUGAAUGAAUACAACUAUCAAAAUUAUCAACAUACUUUUGACCAUAUACCUAGAAGCCAUUCAAUGAAUAACGUUUAUAGUGAGGAAAAGUUUAAAACCUUCAUAACACGACCAAAUUCAGCAAAUGGUAAUUUCAGUGGGAUUCGAUAUAUGAGGAAUGUGGUGAGACGACACUCGUUGAAUGAUGAUUAUAGAAGACUUCAGUUUGGUAAUUAUCACAUGAGAUCUACUUCGAUUGGUGAGGUGAACACAACACAGAAUGUUGGACUAGAUUAUUUCAGAAGAAAUUCAAAUUAUUCCAGUAAGAGUGAAUCACAAUUUCAAAAUUUUCAGCCAAGAUGUAGUUUUGCAAAUGAGGCUUACAUUAAAACAUAUCAAAGUGGUAUUAAACGUAACUCGUGGGAUGAAGAUGACGUAUAUGGAGGAUCAGGAGAAAGUUCAGGAAACUAUCCCAGUGAAGCUGAUGACUUGACUUCUGCUGGACCUCGAGUUAAACGCAGAUCAUGGGAUUUCCAAGAGAGUGAUCACUAUUUGACUGGAAGAGAUGAUGGAGAAUAUAGGUACUCUACAGAUAUAACAAAUGAUACUGUUGAAAGUGAACUGUCUCAAGGUUCAAAUGAAGAGUUCGACAUUCUUGACAUCCUGUCAUUUCCUGCAGAAUGGUCCUCCUGCUCACUAGGGAAAACAGGAUUUGUGGACGUUCAGUCUUCAUCUGCAGAAGGCAGGUCUAUUCAAAAGUACUUUCACAGAACAUCACAGUCCAAAGAGUUUUAUCUCACCAUUGAAAAUGUAACUAGGAUUGAAAAUCCAUUUUUACACUCCCUAUAUUUAUUGAAGAAAGAAGAGAUGAUAUCCAGAAAUGGUAAUGUUGAUGAGCUAUUUUUAUAUCAUGGCACCAAAUAUGAACAUUUGGAUAAUAUUUGUGAAGACAAUUUGAACUGGAGAUUGUUCAGUGAGAAACACAAAUUCGGCCAGGGUGUUUCUUUUUCUCCUUUAGCAACUUAUUCCAGUCACUAUUGUGACAAUAGUGCAAUCAAGGUAAUGUUAUUGUUUAAAGUGUUGGUCUCUAAUGUAGUGAUAGGAACAGAAGACAUGACUAUUCCACCGAAUGAUGGAGUUACUUUUGAUACGAGUAUUAAAGAAGAUGCUUCUGUCAUUGUUAAAUAUUCUGACAAUGAAUUUUAUCCACUUUAUAAAAUUACAUUUAUGAAACGUUUAAAUAAACCAAGGAAAUCAUAAUGAUAACAGAUUUUGUAUGUACAAAAAUGACCCAAAAGAUCUCUAUAAAUAUUAACCAUGAAAGUAAUAUAUUUUAUUCAUCAACAAAAAUUGUAUAUGUCCAUGAACGUAAUGACCUUGUUUGUAGAACUCAAAUAAAUUACUUCAACAGUAA